AUGCUGGCUCUCAUCUCUCCAGGCCUCCAGCCUCCCUCUCUCCCUGCAGCAGCAGAACCCAACACUCAAAAGAUCCUACACACGGCAGAAGAGUCCACCAUCCUGUGGGCUGCCCCAGGCAGAAACUCCAGUAAUACUGGCAAUACCAAGGCACCACUGACCCUAGAGGCACAAGAAGCCGUAACAAGGCCUCAGGGUGACACCUCUGACAGAGGAAGUGAAGGAUGUAAAUUGGCAACACUCAAUUCUAGCCAGAAGCAGCUCAAGCAAGAGAAACCAAAACCUUGUGCUAUAUAUAGUGCCACCUACUAG
Messenger RNA from Rangifer tarandus platyrhynchus (Svalbard reindeer), 312 nucleotides. The record is from the annotation of a GenBank genome assembly. Lineage: Eukaryota; Metazoa; Chordata; Mammalia; Artiodactyla; Cervidae.